AUGGCAGCUAAGUUCAUCGCCGUCCUCUCCCUGGCCGUAGCCGCCUCCGCCAUACCAUUGGUUCCCGUCGCAAAAUACGCGUACGCCGAAGCUGAAGCACCAGCUCAUUACGAGUUCCAAUACUCCGUCCACGAUGAGCACACCGGUGACAUCAAGCAGCAACAAGAAGCCCGCGCCGGCGACGACGUCCACGGCUCCUACUCUCUAGUGCAGCCCGAUGGCGUGCACCGUAUUGUUGAGUACACUUCAGACAAGGAACAUGGAUUCAACGCUAUCGUACGUUACGAGGGACACCCCAUCCCACAGCCCGCUCCUGCUAAGGUCGCGUACGCAGCUCCGGCUAAAAUCGCAUACGCCACCCCUGCCAAGAUCACAUACGCUGCGCCCGCCAAAAUCGCGUACUCCGCUCCCAUCUCCUACGCCGCUCCCGUAGCCAAGGUUGCGUACGCCCCCGUUGCCAAGUUCGUUGCCGUCCUUGCUUUGGCCGUCGCCGCCUCAGCCCUGCCCGUAGUCCCCGUUGGCAAAAUCGCUUACGCGGAAGCGCCCGCUCAGUACGACUUCCAGUACUCCGUCCACGAUGGUCAAAGCGGAGACGUGAAACAGCAGCAGGAGAACCGCGCCGGAGACGCCGUGCACGGCUCCUACUCUCUGGUGCAGCCCGACGGUGUGCACCGCAUCGUAGAGUACACCGCUGACAAGGAGCACGGAUUCAUCGCCAAUGUCCGCUACGAGGGACACCCCGUCCAAGCGCCAGCACCCGCCAAGAUCGCGUACGCCGCUCCCGUCGCCAAGGUGACUUACGCCGCCCCCGUCGCCUACGCCGCUCCCGUCGCCAAGGUGGCCUACUCCGCACCUCUCACCCACGUGUCUUACUCUUCCCCCUCCAUCUCCUACCAGCACUAGAGUCACUAGUCGUUAUCCGUUGUCGUUGCUUAAGUUAUUUAUGUGAUAUAUGUAAAUAGUU
Molecule: messenger RNA, 964 nt
Organism: Vanessa atalanta (red admiral)
Lineage: Eukaryota; Metazoa; Arthropoda; Insecta; Lepidoptera; Nymphalidae
Product: cuticle protein 21-like
Exons: 3
Coding region: 1-903 (300 amino acids)
Cellular component (GO): extracellular matrix
Source: RefSeq, a predicted model, not a curated record